Messenger RNA from Neomonachus schauinslandi (Hawaiian monk seal), 1615 nucleotides. RefSeq names its product tweety family member 2 (gene TTYH2). The record is from RefSeq and is a predicted model, not a curated record. The transcript is spliced from 14 exons. The coding region runs from base 1 to 1605 and encodes 534 amino acids. Gene Ontology annotation, molecular function: intracellularly calcium-gated chloride channel activity; volume-sensitive chloride channel activity. Gene Ontology annotation, cellular component: plasma membrane. NCBI's taxonomy places the organism in Eukaryota, Metazoa, Chordata, Mammalia, Carnivora, Phocidae.
AUGCCGGCCGCGCGCGUGGAGUACGUCGCGCCCUGGUGGGUGGCGUGGCUGCACAGCGUCCCGCACCUGGGCUUGCGCCUGCAGCCGGUGAACAGCACAUUCAACCCCCGCGAUGAGAGUUACCGGGAGUCACUGCUGUUCCUGGGGCUGGUGGCCGCCAUCUGCCUAGGCCUGAACCUCAUCGUCCUCGCGGCUUACGUGGUCUGCAUGUGCUGCUGCCGGCAGGACGAGGCCGUGCAGACCAAGCGGCGCGACUCCUGCUGUGUCACCUGGACGGCGGUGGUGGCUGGGCUCGUCUGCUGUGCUGCGGUGGGCGUUGGUUUCUAUGGAAACAGCGAGACCAACGAUGGGGUGUACCAGCUGAUCUACUCCUUGGACAACGCGAACCACACCUUCUCCGGGAUAGACGAACUGGUAACCGGAACCACCCAGAAGAUGAAGGUGGACCUCGAGCAGCACCUGGCCCGGCUCAGUGAGAUCUUUGCUGCUCGGGGUGACUAUAUCCAGACGCUGAAGUUCGUGCAGCAGAUGGCCGGCAACGUCAUUGUCCAGCUCUCAGGGCUGCCCGUGUGGAGGGAGGUCACUGUAGAGCUGACCGAGCUGGCUGACCAGACUGGCUACGUGGAGUACUACAGAUGGCUUUCCUACCUCCUGCUCUUCAUCCUGGACCUGGUCAUCUGCCUCGUCACCUGCCUGGGACUGGCCAGGCGCUCCAGGUGUCUCUUGGUCUCGAUGCUGUGUUGUGGUGUGCUGGGCCUGUUCCUCAGCUGGACGUCUCUGGCUGCUGACAGCGCCGCAGCAGUGGGCACCAGUGACUUCUGCUCAGCUCCCGACACCUUCAUCCUGAACAUCACAGGGGGCCAGAUCCGCACAGAGGUGACCCGUUACUACCUAUAUUGCACUCAGAGCGGAAGCAGCCCCUUCCAGCAGGCACUGACCAUCUUCCAGCGCUCACUCACCACCAUGCAGAUCCAGGUGGCCGGCCUGCUGCAGUUCGCCGUGCCCCUCUUCCCCACGGCCGAGAAGGACCUGCUCGGAAUCCAGCUCCUGCUGAACUCAUCGGAGUCCAGCCUCCACCAGCUGACGGCCAUGCUGGAUUGCCGAGGGCUGCAUAAGGACUACCUGGACGCCCUUGCUGGCAUCUGCUAUGAUGGCAUCGAGGGCUUGCUGUACCUUGGCCUCUUCUCCCUCCUGGCCGCCCUGGCCUUCUCCACCAUGAUCUGCACUGGGCCGAGGGCCUGGAAGCACUUUACUACCAGGGACAGAGACUAUGAUGACAUCGACAGUGAUGACCCUUUCAACCCCCAAGCCCGACGCAUCGCCGCCCACAACCCGCCCCGGGGGCAGCUCCGCAGCUUCUGCAGCUACAGCAGCGGCCUGGGCAGCCAAACCAGCCUGCAGCCCCCGGCUCAGACCAUCUCCAAUGCCCCGGUCUCGGAGUACAUGAACCAGGCCAUGCUCUUCGGCGGGAACCCACGCUACGAGAACGUGCCCCUCAUCGGAAGAGGCUCCCCUCCUCCCACGUAUUCUCCCAGCAUGAGGGCCACCUACCUGUCCGUGGCGGACGAGCACCUGAGACACUACGGGAACGAGUUUCCAGCCUAACACACUUUCU